AAAAAAACCAAAAAAAAAAAAAAAAAAACUUGCUCUCCGCCCCUGCGUCGGUUGCACGUCGCCACCUGCUGGCCAACGCGGGGAGCGUCGUAAAUAAACAACGUGAUAUUUGUUUCCGCGCCUUCUGUAAAACAACGCUAGCUACCGACGCGUCAGAUCGACUCAACGUACGUGUCGAUUUGCAUAAGUGUCGCGCGAGCGCGCGCGCGCGACUCUUUAUUCUCCCUAUUCAGGUGAUUGCAAAACAAGUCGCGAGUACCAAGUCAGGUGACGGCGGAAAAGCCCUCUUGCGAGUGACAGCCUUUCGCGGCGAACCGUCGUCCGACCGCUAUCUAGUGUGAGCCAAUCAGAAGGAAGGGGGCGGGCUCUAAAGCCGGAUUUUUUUUCCUCGCGCAGGAGAGGAAGCCCGUCGGAAACGUGCGGGGGCCACGCUCCGUGUCCACCGCCGCCACUACCGGAGGCUUCCCGGAGCCGUCUCGUCGUCUGAUUCCCCGGCACGACGGCACGUUUCUCUCGCCCCGAACGCCGCCAAGCACGGCCGUGUGCACUACCGAGCGGAGGGGGGGGUGGGGAGGAUAAAGGGGGUCAACAUGUCUAUCCAGUACGAGGUGGAGCCGCUGGACAGCUACGGGGUGGCGGACUCGUUCCCCAAAGACUUCGGCUACGGGGAGGAGGAGGAGGAGGAGGCCGACAUGGAGGACAGCCCGGCCCCGUCCGACACCAAGCCCCGGAUCCUGCUGAUGGGCUUGCGACGAAGUGGCAAAUCUUCCAUCCAAAAGGUGGUUUUCCAUAAAAUGUCCCCCAACGAGACCCUGUUCCUGGAGAGCACCAACAAGAUUUACAAAGACGACAUCUCCAGCAGCUCUUUUGUCAACUUCCAGAUAUGGGACUUCCCGGGCCAAGUGGACUUCUUCGACCCAACGUUUGACUACGAGAUGAUCUUCAGGGGAACCGGGGCCUUGAUAUUUGUCAUUGAUGCUCAGGAUGAUUAUGUUGAAGCCUUGGGCAGGCUCCACCUCACUGUGUCACGGGCCUACAGGGUCAACCCAGACAUCAACUUUGAGGUGUUCAUCCACAAAGUGGACGGCCUCUCAGAUGACCACAAGAUUGAGACCCAGAGAGACAUCCACCAGAGAGCCAAUGAUGACCUGGCAGAUGCUAGCUUAGAGAAGCUACAUCUUAGCUUUUACUUAACGAGUAUCUAUGACCACUCCAUCUUCGAGGCCUUCAGCAAAGUGGUCCAGAAGCUCAUCCCUCAGCUCCCGACCCUGGAGAACCUUCUAAACAUCUUCAUUUCUAACUCGGGGAUAGAGAAGGCAUUUCUGUUUGAUGUAGUCAGCAAGAUCUACAUCGCCACAGACAGCUCGCCCGUGGACAUGCAGUCCUAUGAGCUGUGCUGCGACAUGAUUGACGUGGUCAUUGAUGUCUCCUGCAUCUACGGUCUGAAAGAGGACGGCAGCGGGAGUGCCUACGAUAAGGAGUCCAUGGCCAUCAUCAAGCUCAACAACACCACUGUGCUCUACCUGAAAGAGGUCACCAAGUUCCUGGCCCUCGUCUGCAUCCUCCGAGAAGAAAGCUUCGAGCGUAAAGGCUUGAUAGACUACAACUUCCACUGUUUCCGCAAGGCCAUCCAUGAAGUGUUCGAGGUGGGUGUCUCCACCCAGCGCCCGGUGUGCCCCCAGGCGGCUGGCACGCCCUGCACCAAGACUGUGGCACUAAACGGCACACCGCGCAACACUGUCUAGACACCAGAAAACAAGAGAGGGGAGGAAGAGGGUAGAGGAGACGAUGUAUGGAGAAGGGGGGCCAAGGAGCCUGUGGGAGAAAGACUGGACUGUGGCUCGGCAGCGUACCAAUUACAAUCCCUUGCUCCCAGCCGCUGAGGUACCGAGAGAUGGCUGGAGCCGAGGGAGAGCGGGAACAAGUCCCGGAGCGGAGACGGGGCGGGUACUAUCCAGCUAGGAUGGAAGGGAAAUUCGAGCAUCCGUUUCAGGAGAACGCUGAGAGGCAUUCGAGGCACAACGGACGCCACACUGUGACGGUGCACCUUGGACUAGUGCACACACGUGAGUUGGUAAAGGUGACCCGGGGCGUUCCUUCGCUUUCAUAUCGUGUCCACAGGAAGUGGCGAUGGCUGUGCCAACGAGCUGCUGGUCCUUUCUAUGUGAACUAUGAAUUAAAUGAUUUUAACUCCUCGUUGCAGACGAGCCGUAAUGUCUGCGGGUAUGAGUAUAGUCGUGUAUGCUGCCCCCUCCACCCACCCACCCACCCACCCGCCCACACCUCCUACGCUGGUGACAAGACGGCAGAUAAUUUCCUUGUCAAAAAAUAUAUAUAAUAAAAAACAGCCUACAAGUUCAGAGAUGGCCUUAAGCAGAUGAAGCUUGCCUUACGUGCAAGUUUUCUCUGACCACCACUCACCUCACCUGAAUGCUGCCCAAACCUCCCUUUUCCCGGUUCCACCUCUGAAGGGAAGACAAGGUUCCUCGCGCCGAGGAAAAAGGGAUUGUGGUGUCCGUCUGUGAGGCUUUGUGCGUGCGUAUGGAUGUGUGCUUGUGUGUGUGUGUGUGUGUCAUGGGAAGGAAAGGUUUUGAUGACAGAUUGCCGGACUGCGCUCAUCCAUACAUAAAGUUUAAGGACCCCUGUGAGAACACCGUAGGAUGUUGUCCGACUUCUGCAGGAAGUCGAAUAAUAUGGAGCGAUGCCCCGUAGUUUGAGCAGAGUAGCUUUCCAAACAGCGUCCGGCUUAAAAUCAGACUUGGUGAUUCAACGUAAAGCCGGUAGUUUGACUCGAAAUCUCCACAAAUCUCUAUUCCUUGCCAAAAUUAAUUGCAUAAAUAAAAGAAAUGGCAAAAAAAAACUCAAAUUUGUGAUCAGUGUUUGGUUUGUUGCAGGCUUGCAGUCAUGAUUUUGUCCUGUAAUGAAGUGAACGUAGUUGUGUUACUGGAGUCAGACGGUGCAGGACAGGGUCUCCCCUCCUGGUUCUGUAGUCUGGAUGCAAUUUUCUGAUGUGAUUGAAGUGGAGGGGAAAAAAAAGCUUUUUUUGCCACCUGCCGUCUCGGUCCUGCUGAACGUGAUUAACUUUAUCUUCUGCGUUUGGUGUGGCGCCCAACGCCAAACGCCAGAACCUGUAAGAGUACAACACUCAGCAGCAUCCAGGGCCCAUUCCAAGCAUGUGUGCGUUGAUGUGCUGUCCGGCUGUUGUUCUCCACCAUAACCUUGCUCACUAUAUUCAAGAGAGAGAAGUGGAAGCCGACUAACCGAGGAACUGGAACACGGGGACGAGGAGACCACAUCUCAUUCAGGACUACCGCCACUUGCAGUAACACGAGACAUGUUCAAUGCCUGCUGUUUUCAUGAGUUGGUUUUUUUUAACAGGAAGCAGAUUUGAGGGACUUGGACUUCAUCUGAAGGUCUGGGUCCCGUCGACCCCAGGCCGCUAUCAGUCACACGGAAAUAAGCACCUGCACAUCAGAACCAUAAUGGAUGAUUGACUGAUGUAAUAUGACUCAAUACUGUGUGAAAUAA
Molecule: messenger RNA, 3528 nt
Organism: Lampris incognitus (smalleye Pacific opah)
Lineage: Eukaryota; Metazoa; Chordata; Actinopteri; Lampriformes; Lampridae
Gene: rragca
Product: Ras-related GTP binding Ca
Exons: 7
Coding region: 591-1745 (384 amino acids)
Biological process (GO): regulation of autophagy; cellular response to amino acid stimulus; cellular response to starvation
Cellular component (GO): nucleus; lysosome; Gtr1-Gtr2 GTPase complex
Molecular function (GO): GTP binding; GTPase activity
Source: RefSeq, a predicted model, not a curated record